CAAAAUUGAUUUUUAACCCACAAUGCCUUUAAUAUCCACAACUGAAUUAAAUAAAUUAGUUUGUUUUCAACAAUGUUUGGAGAAAUCUAUAUCUACAACUAUAGAUCACCUCAGGAAGUUUCCAAGUUAUAAAUACGUUCCAGAUAUGUACGUAGAACAAGAGCAAGACAGACGAAGAGACAAAGAAACUAUACGUAGUAACGUAGAUGAAAUUGCAGGCAAUUUACAGUCAAAAAUUGAGUUUUUAAAGUGUAACAGUUCUGUAAGUAACACUGACUUGAAAAAGUUUAAACACGAGAUGAUUAUGAUCCAAGAUUUGAUACAGAGUUUGUUGAUAAAUAGUAAAAUGAAACUAAAAGCUUUAGACAUAGAGUACAUAGAAAUAAAUCAAGAUCUAGAUUAUUACAAAGAAAAAAUGUUUGAAUGGUCGGAACCGGUUAAUAUUAAAGAACCUUUAAGUAUAAAAACCGAUUAUAAAAAACCAUAUAGUAAUUUGAAGUGUGUAGAAAUGAGAGAGUUCAUAGAUUUCAUCAAAAGAAGUGGGGGUCAUGAAAACGGCUGGGAUAAAGACGACCAUCAGCUCUUCAUUAAGUUUAGAAACAAAUUUAAGGAUGUAUCAAUAGUUUCCCAAAAAAUAAACGAGGUACUACCAGAUAAAAGUAUACAAGAUGUUCAAGAACACGAAGCGUGGUACAAACAAUAUAUGAUUCUUAAGAAAAACAAAAAGGAAGCUUUGAAAAGGUGGCAGGAAUCAAAAGCCAAAACGAAACCAAGUACAGUGGCGAAUCUGCUAAACGAUAUUGUUAAAAAACCUGUUUUAGUUAACAAAUCGGAAAAUCAGAGAGAGAAACUCGUGCAGUGGAAAUUAGAAAAAGAACAAAUGUUGAGGAACAAUCUAAGUAUAGAAGAGAUAGAACAACAAAAGAGAAGAGAGAUUGCGGAGAUGAGAAAAAGAAGAAACGAAGAAAUGAAAAGAAUAGUAGGUGAAUGGAAAGCUGCAAAAAAUUUAUUAGACCAGGAAUACACAAAAAGAAAAAAGGAACAAGAAGAGAACGAAAGGAAAAGAAAAGCUGCAGAAGCUAACAAAUUGAUCAAGCAAUAUCAAAUUCAAGAUGACUACUAUAUCCUAAAAAUGAGACAACAUAAGAAGCGUCUAGAAACUCUCCAACCAGUAAGAAGUAAAUCAAGUCAAAUCGCCAAAAGAGAUCCACAUAGACUACUGAGACCGACAGAACAAUGGAGAAACAGAGUUCAAGACGACACUAUAUAUCCUUUUGAAGAAGUUAUUCCAUUAAAGAAGUUACCAAAGUUGAAAGUUCCUGAUUGGAGAAAGAAAAUAGUUUAAUAAGCUUUAUAUGUCCCAAGGAUUUACC
Molecule: messenger RNA, 1373 nt
Organism: Diabrotica balteata
Lineage: Eukaryota; Metazoa; Arthropoda; Insecta; Coleoptera; Chrysomelidae
Source: the annotation of a GenBank genome assembly